AUGCACUCCUCUGCAGCCCUCGUUUUGACCUGCCUAACAUCCACGGCCAUGGCAUACCCAACAUUGGACCAGCUCGCAACCUCCGGCGAGUUCAGGCAGUACCAGAAGCAAGAGAAACGUCAGACAAUCGCAUUCGACGCCCUUCUCCAGAAGGUCAGCACGACCGGCGAUCAUGCUUGCCAAGCACCAGGGUCAAGUGACUUUCGCGGUCCAUGCCCAGGUCUAAACAGCAUGGCGAAUCAUGCAUACAUCCCUCGCAACGGCUACACUUCGAACAUCCAAGUGAUUGCCGCCAUGAGGGAAGUGUUCAACAUCUCUCCCGAGUUCGGCGGCUUCUUGACAAUCAUGGGCUCGGCCAUGGGCGGAGAUGGACUUGGGUUCUCUAUCGGCGGCCCGCCUCCACCAUCACUUCCGACUGCGACUGGUCUGCUGGGUAGACCACAGGGUAUGAGAAACACCCACAACCGAUUCGAGAGCGACCAGAGCAUCACGCGCCAUGAUCUAUACCAGACUGGCAAUGCUGUGACCAUGAACAUGGACCUCUUCAAGGAUCUUUUGACCUCGUCGUUGCCAAGGGGCUGGUACGAUAUCGAUGUGCUCGGAAACCAUCGGGUCAGGAGAUUCGAAUACUCCAAGGCGAACAGCCCGUACUUCCUCAAAGGUCUCAAGACCGCGUUCAUCCCGGAAGCAACUUCAGCUCUUGUUACGUACCUUUUCGCCAACCACUCCGCUGCAUGUCCUACCGGUUGCCUCGAUGCCGCAGGCCUGAAGAGCUUCUACGGCGUGACUGGCUCAGGCUCGAACCUGAAGUACACCCCAGGCACCGAAAGAAUCCCUGACAACUGGUACAAAAACCCAAUCGGAUAUGGCGUGGCAAGCCGAGGAAGUAGACGGGGUCUGGGGCGAUAG
Messenger RNA from Fulvia fulva, 909 nucleotides. RefSeq names its product Dothistromin biosynthesis peroxidase dotB. The transcript has a single exon. NCBI's taxonomy places the organism in Eukaryota, Fungi, Ascomycota, Dothideomycetes, Mycosphaerellales, Mycosphaerellaceae. The coding region runs from base 1 to 909 and encodes 302 amino acids. The record is from RefSeq and is a predicted model, not a curated record. Gene Ontology annotation, molecular function: peroxidase activity.